AUGCACCGGGCCCAGGCGCAGAGCAAGCUGAGCAAAUCUGGGGAGGAGGCCGGGGGGGUGGCGCGCACGCUGGGGAGGCCCGGAGUGGCCCCUCCAAGUCCCGGCAUCCCCCCGAAGCGCGCCAAGGUCACGGCGGUGCCCGAAGCGGGGGCAGCUCGCCCAGCAGCCCCGGUCUUUGUGCGGAAGCUGAAGAACGCGGCCAUUGGCACCGGCUGCGACAUUCGGCUGCGGGUGGCUGUGGUUGGGAGCCCCCAGCCCCACCUGCGCUGGUACAAAAACGAGGCGCAAAUCCCCCCGUGGGGCGAGGAGUACGGCACCCUGUGGAUCCGGGACAGCAAGCUGGAGGACGCCGGCAUCUACACCUGUGUGGCCCAGAAUGAGCAGGGCAAGGCCAUGACCAGCGCCGUGUUGGCCAUCCUGGAUAUGGAAGACUCGGAGACAGGCGAGGACGACGCCAGCGACCCCCAGGGGACGCAGCGCAGUGAGCUCCAGGAUGAGACCCCUUUCAGCUCCCCCACAGGGGAGUCGGACACGCUGGUGGACGCCUCCAUGACCACGUCGGCGCUGGGCCUGUCGCAGGCGGAGGAGCGCUCCAGCUGGUCGGGCAGCCAGCAGACCGUGGUGGAGAAGGCGACGGAGCCCGGCCUCCCGGUGCGGGGGCCCUACCUGCGCCCCAGUGGCUGGCAGCCGCAGGGGACCCCAAGGCAAGCACACGCGCAGGCCCCCCGCGGUGCCGAGGUCAGGCACCUGGGGGUGGAGCCCCUGCUACGGGCGUCGCGUGCUAUUCUGGUGGGCACAAGCUGGGGGUCGGAGGAUAGCCUCUCGGUGGCCAGCGACCCCUACGGCAGCGCGUUCAGUCUGUACAGAGGACGGGCGCUCUCGAUCCACGUCAGCAUCCCCCAGGGCGGGUACAGGAGAGACGACCCCAGCGGAAGCACCUCGGAGCUCGCUCCGAAGCCUGGUGCAGCCCAGCCGCUGGCCUCCAAGCCACCAGCUCUCUGCCUGCCGUCUCCCAGGGUGGGCCAGUGCCCGGCCCAGCCGCCCGGAGCCAGCCGAGGUCCUGGCGUCGUCUCCCCCACGCCCCUGACGCCCCGCAAGACGGCCCUGAUGCCGGUGGAGUACCAGGACACGGUCCCCGAGGAGUACGAGGAGAAAGUCCGGAAGCCCAAGUCUCUGGGGUACUCGCAGGCCAGCACGCUGGAGUCCCGGCCCCAGACCCCGCUGAGCGAGACCUCCAGCCGGGUGUCGGUGCUGCGGCCCUCGCCCAAGCUGGCGCGCUCCGGCUCCAAGAUCUUCGAGAAGCUGAAGUACUUCGAGGAGCGCCGGAAGAGCCUGGAGCAGACCGACAGCCCCCUGCCGGUCCACGCCUGGCUGCCCCUGCGCAAGACGCGCUCCUUCGACCAGCCCGACCUGGGCCAGCGCCCGCUCACGCCGGGCGGCUCCCGGGAGGAGCUGCGGGACGGGGUGCGGUCGGAGAUGGGCGGCCCGACCUGCCGGCGCCAGGCCUUCCGCCACAAGGCCGCCUCGUUCGACGAGCGGGGCCGCUUCGCCAGCCGGGUGGGCGACAUCGAGCACAGGUUCUCCGAGGAGCUGAGCCGCAUCAAGAAGACUGUCUCCAAGCAGCAGCUGAUGAGGUCGCAGGAGCUGGCAAAGGCCGGCCUCCCGCGGGCCCCCUCGCCCCGGGGCCCCAGCCAGCUCUCUGCCCCCCGGGCGCUGGGGCCACAAGCCACCCCGGCCCCGAAAGGCCAGCUGCUCAAGGCCCCGCCGCCGGUGGAGAACGCGCACAGUAUCCAGCAGCUGGCCCUGGCCAGCGUGGGGCAGGGGGGGCCCGCAGACGGGGCGGAGCGGGGGGCCACGCACAAGCCACUGCUUCGGAGCUGCGCCCUGACCAGCCAGCCCCGGGAGGAGGCCAGAGCCAGGAGGAGCGUGGAGCCAGAAGGUGCUGAGGGCAAGAGGAAGGUGGAGCAGUGCCCCUUAUCUCAGGCCACUCCGCUGGGGCGGGGGGACCUGCCGGAGGCCGGGACCCCCGAAGGAGUCGCUUGCCUGGAGGGGGGCCCCGCGGUCGGGGCGAGAGCUAGCCGCGACGGCAGGGCCCCCGGGGCUGGGAGCGAAGCCCUGACCACUAGGCCAGCAGGCCAGCACGGGCCGCACAGGAAGCGGGACGCAGGCCAUGAGGUGCGGUUCUUGCCCUGGGCCAAGCCCGGCCCGGAGCUGGGAGCCGGCCUGGAGGGGGGCCGGGCAGGGCAGCGUGGCACGGGCAGGGAUGCCGAGCAAAGGCAGCUGAAGGUCACAGAGAAGAAGGAAGGUGCCCGGCUGGCUCAGGAAGGGAGAAGCGCCCGGAGCAAGGGGAAAGGCCGCCGGCCCCGGCCCACCUCGCCGGACCUAGAGUCGUCCGAUGAUUCGUACGUCUCCGCUGGCGAGGAUCCCCUGGAGGCCCCGGUCUUCGAGAUCCCCAUCCGGGACGCUGUGGUGAUGGUGGGCGCAGAGGUGCUGCUGAAGUGCAUCAUCACAGCCAACCCCAUGCCCGAAGUGUCCUGGAGGAAGGAUGGCGUCCUGCUGAGGGGCAGUGCCUGGCGCCCCAUCAAAGUGGAGGGCGAGCGCCACACCCUGCUGCUGCAGAGCGCCCGGGGGGCCGACGCCGGCCUGUACACCGUCACGGCGGCCAACGAGGCGGGGGAGUCGUACUGCAGCGCCAAGCUGACCGUGCAGCCGGCGCCCCCUGCGGAGAGCCAGGGGCCCCUGCCGCCCCCCCUGGCCCUGGCCAGCCCCAUCACGUCGGACGAGGAGUACCUGAGCCCCCUGGAGGAAUUCCCAGCGUCCGGGACCCCCCAGCACUGUCUGGCCGGGAAGCUGCAGCACAAAGUCGACCUUGGCGCAUCCCGCAGCCCCGUGGAGACCAACUUCAAGGCUGCCCCCACCUUUGAGCUGGCUCUGAGCGACCAGUCGGUGCUGGAGGGGCAGGACGUCAGCAUGAGCACCCGGGUCCGGGGCGAACCCAAACCCAUCAUCUACUGGCUGAGGAACCGGCAGCCGGUGAAGCUGGGGCGUCGGCUCUCCGUGGUGGAGGGGGCGGGCGGCGCCUCCACCCUGCACAUCCUGGCGGCUGAGCGCGCGGACGCCGGCUUCUACGCCUGCAAAGCCAUCAACGAGUACGGCACCAAGCAGUGCGAGGCCAAGCUGCAGGUCCGAGCACACCCCGCGAGCCAGGCUCUGGCCGUGGUGGCACCGCUGCAGGACGUGACGGUCGGGGCCGGGGAGCUGGCGCUCUUCGAGUGCCUGGUGACAGGCCCGCCGGACAUGGACGUGGACUGGCUCUCACGGGGGCGGCUGCUGCAGCCCGCCCUGCUCAAGUGCAAGAUGCAUUUUGACGGGCACAAGUGCAAGCUGCUGCUCACCUCCGUGCACGAGGACGACAGCGGCAUCUACACGUGCAAGCUGAGCACGGCCAAGGAGGAGCUGACCUGCAGCGCCCGGCUGACCGUGCGCCCGUCGAUCCAGCCGCUCUUCACCCGCAAGCUGGAGGACCUGGCCGUGGUGAAGGGACGGACGGCGCGCUUCGACUGCAAGAUCAGCGGCACCCCCACGCCCACCGUCACCUGGACCCACUUUGGCCAGCCGGUGGAGGAAGGCGAGAACGUGCGGCUGCAGCGGGAGCGGGGGCUGCAGUCGCUGGUCAUCGCGCAUGUGGACAGCGAGGACGAGGGGCAGUACGGGGUCUGUGCCGCCAACGAGCAAGGCCAGGCGGAGUGCUCGGCCGAGCUGUACGUGGAGGAGCCGCGCCCGGCCACCACCUCCCACAGCUCCAAGCUGGAGAAGAUGCCGUCCAUCCCGGAGGAGCCAGAGCUGCCGGAGAACGAGGUGGAGCGCUUCACCAUGCCCGACUUCCUCCACCCGCUGCACGACCUGGACGUGGUGGAGUCCAAGGAGGCCGUGCUGGAAUGCCAGGUGGCCGGCCUGCCCUACCCCACCAUCACCUGGUUCCACAACGGCACCAAGAUCUGCAGCUCCGAGGACCGCAGGAUGACCCAGUACAAGGACACCCACCGCCUGCUGUUCCCGGCCGUCAGCCACGCCCACGCCGGCGUCUAUAAAAGCGUCAUUGCCAACCGAGUGGGGAAGGCCACCUGCUACGCUCACCUCUACGUGACAGACGUGGUCCCGACUCCCCCUGACGGGCCGCCCACUGUGCUGGCCACGACCGGCAGGGCCGUCACGCUGACCUGGAACAAACCCAAGUGGCUCGACUCGGCCAUAGAUCCUGCCUCGGUGACCUACACCGUCCAGCAGCAGGUGCUGGGCACCAGCCAAUGGACCAUCGUGGCCACCAGCCUGCGAGACACCUGCUGCACAUUGCACAGCCUGGCCAAGGGGCUGCGAUACCUCUUCCGAGUCCUCACGGCCACCGCCAGGAGCAGCAGCAAGCCCUCGCCUCCCAGCCAGCCAGUGCAGCUGAUGGAUCGGGGGCCAUACCUGGAGGAGGCCCCCAUCAUCCUGGACAAGCCAGACGUGGUGUACGCAGUGGAGGACCAGCCAGCCUCCGUCACCGUGACCCUGAACCACGCGGAGGCCACGGUCACCUGGAAGAGGGGCGGGUUGGUGCUGGAGGAGCGGGCUGGCGAGUGGGAGAUGAGCAUGGCUGACGACGACCAGCACUGCCUGCGGCUCUGCCAGGUGCACCGCGGGGACGCUGGGGAGCUCACCUGCGAGGUGAGCAACAGGCACGGCGCGGACAGCUGCUCCAUCAGCCUGCAGCUGGCAGAGCCGCCGCGCUUCGAGUCCAUCAUGGAGGACCUGGAGGUCGGGGAGGGCGAGACGCCGCGCUUCGCCGUGGUGGUGGAGGGCAAGCCGCUGCCCGACAUCAUGUGGUACAAGGACGAGGCGCUGCUGGCCGAGAGCAGCCGGCUGACCUUCGUCUACGACGACAGCGAGUGCUCCCUGGUGCUGCUGGGCGCCACGGCCCGCGACAGCGGCGUCUACACCUGCGCCGCCCGGAACCUGGCCGGGGAGCUGUCCUGCAAGGCCGAGCUGGUGGUGCGCGCAGCCCAGCCUGAGGCAGCGGCCGCGGUGGCGGAGGAGGGGCACGCGGCCCGGCGGCUGACGGACGACUACGAGGUGCACGAGGAGAUCGGGAGGGGGGCCUUCUCCUAUGUGCGGAGGGUGACGGAGAAAGGCAGCGGGCUGGACUACGCAGCCAAGUUCAUCCCCUGCCGGGCCAAGGCCAAGCAGUCGGCGCGCAGGGAGCUGCAGAUCCUGUCCCAGCUGGACCACGAGCGCCUCGUCUACUUCCAUGACUCCUUCGAGAAGAAGAAUGCCGUGGUCAUUGUCAUGGAGCUCUGCACGGAGGAGGAGCUGCUGGACAGGAUGGCGAGGAAGCCCUCGGUGUGCGAGUGGGAGGUUCGCUCCCACAUGCGGCAGCUCCUUGAGGGGCUCAGCUACCUGCACGGCUGCAGCAUCCUGCACCUGGAUGUCAAGCCCGAGAACCUGCUCAUGACCAGCAGCGACCAGCUGCGGCUCUGUGACUUCGGCAACGCCCAGCGGCUGGCGCCAGAGGGGGCCCAGUACUGCAAGUACGGCACCCCCGAGUUCGUGGGCCCGGAGAUCGUCAGCCAGAGCCCCGUCUCCAUCGUCACCGACGUCUGGCCCGUGGGAGUCAUUGCCUACCUAUGCCUGACGGGGAUCUCCCCGUUUGUGGGCGAGAACGACAAGACCACGCUGCUGAACAUCCGCAACUACAACGUGGCCUUCGAGGAGAGCAUGUUCCUGGGGCUGACGCGGGAGGCCAAGGGCUUCCUCAUCAAAGUGCUGGUGAACGACCGGCUGAGACCCAACGCGGAGCAGACGCUGGAGCACCCCUGGUUUAAGACCUUGGCCAAGGGGAAAUCCAUCAGCACCGACCACCUGAAGCUCUUCAUCUGCCGCAGGAAGUGGCAGCGCUCCCAGAUCAGCUACAAAGGCAGCCUGGUGCCGAGAGCCAUCCCGGAGCUGCUGGAGGACACGUCCAGCCACCUCUCCAUCGCCGUGCCCCGGCACCUCAAGGACUCGCCCGCCCUCUCCUCCUCCUCGGACUCGGAGGAGCUGGACGAGCUGCCCCUCCUCCCCAUGCCCCGCCAGGUGGAGUUCUCCGGCUCCCGCGUCUCCCUCAACGAGAUCCCCACGGAGGACGAUGCCCUGGGCCAGGCCGAGGGGGCGCUGGUGGAGGCGGCCCCCAUGGAGUGGCAGGCGGAGGGCUCGGGGGAGAGGCAGAAGGACGCCGGCCCGCGGAAGAGGCCCCCGGUGGCGGAGGGGCCCGGCUCCUCGGACGAGGACUCUGCCGAGGUCCGGCCGCGGCCCGCGGGCCCCCGGAAGGCCCUGAAGAAGGGCCCCAGCCUGGAGUCCCCGGAGGGGGGGCGCCCAGCCGGCCGGAGGGGUGGGCUGCGGCGGGGCAGCUCCGCGGACAGCGCCCUCCUGCUGGGCCUGCCGGCGGAGGACGGGGCGGGGCCGGCGGGCCAGGGGCCCCCCACGGCGCUGAGGAAGGCGGCGUCCAUGGAGCUGCCGCGCCGGAGCCCCAGCCCGGGGGGGGCGCCCCGCAGGCAGGCCGAGGAGGAGGGCGGCCAGCGCCUGCUGCGGGGCAGCCCCGUGGAGCCCAAGGUCAGCGGCCUGCGGGGGCCGCUCCUGGAGACCCUGGAGAAGAAGGUGCCGCGGCCCCCCCGGCCAGCAAAGCAGCCGCCCCCGGGGCCCCGGCUGGUGCGGGCGGCCUCCAGCGAGGCGGCCCCGCAGCACCCGCCCCCUGAGCCGCGCCCGCUGCAGAAGAGCGGCUCCUUCAGCCAGGGGGACGUGGAGCCGGUGACGGUGCACCGCCGCUCGGGCGCCCCGCUGGAGAUCCCCGUGGCUCGCCUGGAAGCCCAGCGGCUCAAGGAGUCCCCCUCGCUCUCCGCCCUGACCGAGUCCCGGCCCCAGACCCCGCGGGAAAGCUCCUCCAAGCCACCCGUCCCUGAGCUGCCGGAGGCCCCCCCUGAGCAGGGGCGGGUGCCGGAGGACGCUGCCAGGCCCAGAGCCAGCUUGGCAGCUGUGGGCAAGAAGUCCCCCGCUGAGAAGCCUCAAGAAAAGCCCCCCUGCCCACGGCCGGCAGCUGCCGGAGCCGCCCAGGUCCCCCUGCAGGCGGCCCCCAAACCCCGAGCGUCCCUGCCGGAGCCCCCAGCCCUGGACUCCAGGGCCCCCAAGCCGUCCUCCUAUGCACAAGUCAUUCAGUCCAUCCAGCUGCCCGCAGCGCCCGGGCAGCCUGCCCGGCCCGAGCCUCCCCCCGCGGCCCCCCCCGCCCACGCUGCGGAGGUGCCCGCGGCGGGGGUGCCCAAGGCGGAGCGUUCCAGCAGCGCCCUGGCCAUCGUGGACAUCGACUCGGAGGAAGUCUUCGAGGCCAAGUUCAAGCGGGGCCGGGAGUCUUCGCUCAGCCGCGGCCUGAAGCUCCUCACCAGGCCCCACGCGGAGGGCCGGCCCCUGGCCAGCCCGCUGGUGCGGGAGGAGGGGAUGUACCGGCCCGGCCCGGCCGGGGCACCGCUGGAGCUCUCCAAGGGCCCGGCCCAGCGGGCCCGGUCGGUGCAGGACCUGCGCGAGCCGGAGGAGGCCAGCUUCAUCCGCAGGAUGUCCCAGCGUCUCUGGCGCACGCCGCCCAUGGAGAGGAAGAAGCCCGAGGAGGAGGAGUCGGGCCGCGAGCCCCCGAGCCGGGGCCGCCGUCUCUCCUGGAGCCUGGGUCGGGGCAGCUCCAAGGACAAGCGGGACUCGGCGAGCCUGAAAUCGGAGCCAGGCAGGAGCGAGGGUGGGUCGGAGCCCCCCGGCAGGGAGCCCGGCGAGUCGCCCGUCGUGGCCAUGCGGCGGAAGAUCAGCUCCACCGUGGAGCGCCUCUCCCAGCGCCUGCGCAGCCCCUCGGACGACAGGGGGCCGGCGGAGGGGCCCGGGAAGCGGAGCCCGCUGCUGGCCCUGCUGCGGAGGUCCAACUCGGAGGGGGAGAACCUGCGCAAGGUGGGGAUCCCGCAGAACCAGCUGGCGGCGCAGUCUGCCCUGGCGCCCUCCGCGGAGUCCUUCCAGUCCGAGAGCAGCACCCAGGAGGCGGGUGCCAGAGCUCCCAGCGAGGGCCAGAGACGCUCCCGGUGGGACCGCUGGGGCCUGUCCCGCGCCAAGAGGGACAAGGUGGCCUCGCAGCCCAACAUCCCGGCCAGCCUGCUGCAGGAGGACGGCACCAUCGUGGGCAGGCAGUACCUGCGCCAUGAGUCGGACUUCUCCCCCGUUUUCCACAUCAAGCUGAAGGACCAGGUGCUGCUGGAGGGCGACCCGGCAACCCUGUUCUGCCUGCCAGCUGCCAGCCCGUCCCCCAAAAUCCUCUGGAUGAAGGACAAGCAGUCGCUGGUGUCCGACGCCGCGGUGAACAUCGUCUCGUGUAAGGAUGGCCGCCAGCUGCUCACCAUCCCCAAGACGUGCAAGAAGGAUGCAGGCCUGUACGAGUGCACCGCUGCCAACGCCCUGGGCACCGCCACCAGCUCGUGCACUCUGGCCGUGGCACGCCUGCCGGGGAAGCCGGGCACCCCGGAGAUACCUCAGAAGUACAAGAACACGGUGCUGGUGCUGUGGAAGCCUGCAGACAGCUGUGCCCCUUGCACCUACACCCUGGAGUGCAAACUGAACGGGGAACGCGAGUGGAAGACCAUCAGCUCGGGCAUCGCCGACUGCUACUUCAACGUGACGGAGCUGCCCGCCAGGAGCACGGCCAGGUUCCGGGUCGCCUGCAGCAAUAAGGCCGGCCAGGGGCCCUACAGCAACCCCUCGGAGACGGUGGCCAUCGAGACAGACGAUCCCAGCGCUGCCCACUCGGCUCCUGCUGCCCGGAAGGACGCGGCUGCCCCCGAGAGAGCAGCUUCCAGCCGCUCCCCGCAGACCGCUCCCCCCCAGCCCGCGCCCCAAACCGCAGGGGCCCCUCCCCCCACCCCGCCCCGCAAGCACAAAGGGGUCGUGCACAUGCCCGGGCGGGCACCGCAGCCGGCUGUUCCCAGGGCCGUCUCUGCCGCCGUCCAGCCACCUCCCCGCGCCGAGGCAGAUGCUGCCCCACAAGGGCAGCUCUGCCCCCCCACUGCGCCCGCCACGCCCCCCGCGCCUGCCGCCCCUCCCGCAAUGGCUGUGUCUGGCUCUCCAGAGCUGGGGUUAACUCCGUCCAGGGCUGCCCCUCCGCCCCCCCUCGCCGCCCACACAACCAGCCAGGCGGUGCGGGGCUCCCCCGCCCCCCCAGCCCAGCCCCCCACCCGACUCGCCCCCAUUCCUCCAGCAUCGGUCCCGCCUGUCUCCCCCUCCGCCAAAGCGGCCCCCAUGUACAUGGUCACCUCCUUUGUCUCCAUGCCGGCCGUAACACCCCCCACGGAAGCCCCGUCCCCUCUCCCCAACGAGGCUGCGGCCACGCGGUCCCUGGUCCAGAGCGCCGCCCCGAGCAGGGAGCCCAGCGGCCCCCCCAGCAGGCUUAGCCCAACGGGGCAGGGGGCUCCAGGGGCAAAGGAGGGCACAACGCUGCGCCAGGGGGUCCCCCAGAAGCCUUACACCUUCCUGGAGGAGAAAGCGAGGGGCCGGUUUGGGGUGAUCCGGGAGUGCAAGGAGAACGCCACGGGGAAGCACUUCAUGGCCAAGAUCAUCCCCUACGAGGCGGAGAAGAAGCAGAGCGUCCUGCAGGAGUACGAGAUCCUCAAGGGCCUGCACCACGAACGCGUCAUGGCCCUGCACGAGGCGUACAUCACGCCCCGCUACCUGGUGCUGAUCGCCGAGAACUGCGCCGGCAAGGAGAUCCUCUACAGCCUCAUCGACAGGUUCCGGUUCUCGGAGGACGACGUGGCGGGCUACGUGCUCCAGCUGCUGCAGGGCCUGCAGUACCUGCACGGGCGCCGCGUCCUGCACCUGGACCUCAAGCCCGACAACGUCCUGGUCGCCCACGGCAACGCGGUGAAGAUCGUCGACUUCGGCAGCGCCCAGAGCUACGACCCGCGGGGGCUGCGCCGGCUGGGACGGCGCACGGGCACGCUGGAGUGCAUGUCUCCGGAGAUGGUGAAGGGAGACCCGGUGGGCUCCGCGGCUGACAUCUGGGGCGUCGGCGUGCUCACCUUCAUCAUGCUCAGCGGCCGGUCGCCGUUCUUCGAGCUGGAUCCCAUCGAGACUGAGAACAGGAUCCUGGCCGGGCGCUUCGACGCCUUCAAGCUGUACCCCAACGUCUCGCAGAGCGCCGCCCUCUUCAUCCGCAAGCUCCUCUGCAUCUACCCCUGGAGCCGGCCCACCGUCCAGGACUGUUUCGCCAACCCCUGGCUGCAGGACGCCUACCUGAUGAAGCUGCGCCGCCAGACCCUGACCUUCACCACCAACCGGCUCAAGGAGUUCCUGGUGGAGCAUCAGCGGCGGCGCGGCGAGGCCGCCACCAAGCACAAGGUCUUACUCCGCUCCUACCACGGCUCCGGCGGCCAGCCGCCCCCCGGCCCGGUGACGCAGUAGCCCCGGCCCCUCCCGCGGCCACGGGGGAGUGGAAGGAACAUUCCAGGGGCUGGGCCGGCGGCAGCAGGUUCCCCGCGGCGGGGGCCGGGGGUCGAGCGACCCGCCGGGAUGUGCGCCGGCGUCCUCCCCGCCGGCCUGGCGCGCUCCGCCCGGGACUGCGGAGGAGCGUUCACCCGGGCGCCGCGGGCCCCUCCGCCCGGCAGAGUCGGCACCGCUGGGGGUCACCGCGCCGCGCCCGACUGCUCCCGCUCCUCCUGCAGGGGGCCUGCUGCAAGGGGCGGGACUUCCUGUUUUGCUGUGCCUGAGGGCAGGAAGUGCUACGCAAAGAGCGGGACUUGGCUGGCGGGCUGCGGGGGGGGGGGGGGAUGUGUGUGGGGGGCGGGGGGGUGGGAGGAGCCCCGCAGCAACCUCUGGGGAGCAUGACACUGUGAAGGGGGGAGACGGAGGGAGGGGGCAGGAAGCAGGAGCCGUGACGGUGGGAAGCCACCAGCGCUCUCUGCCCUCUGAGAUGUUUCCCCCGGGUUUGGGGGAGCCCGGCCCAGCCCGCGGGGCUCCACCGCCGGCAACCAGCUCGGCACGUCUUCUCCACCCGUCUCCGUGCUCUGGGGCUGGGCUGGAGGGCUGCCCCACAUGCCCUGUAACCGGAGCUGGGAGGAGCAGAGCCGCGUCCUCUGGGGUCCUGGCAGCAGCCCCAGGGUGCGGAGUGGCCCCGGCAGCACCCGGCCAUGCCGGACGUGGGUAAAACCCCCGGGUGAGUGUCAGCGUGGUGCUCACUCGCCGUCCUGCCCUGGGGCGGGGGGAGCUGCCGUCCUCGCCCCCCAGCUGGCCUCCCUCCCUGCCCCACACGCCCGCGUGGCUGCCGAGGCGCUGGGGGGCCGUGCAAAUGGUGAGCUGGCAUAUUUGCUGAAUACGCCCGAGCUGGGUGUGCAGCCCCCAGCACCCCGCCCCCCUGCCCCCCCGGCUCCCUGGCGCCCCCCACAGCUCGGGCCCCAGAGAGCGGCUACAACACACCUGCAUGGGGCGGGGGGGCGCUCUAGGGUGUCGCUCUAGCUACGUCUUUACGGCGAGGGGCAGCUUCGCUGCAGGGAGGGGUGGUGGCCAUUUUGAGCGAGGGCAGCUUGUGGCUUCAGUUCCAUGGGAAGUCAGGGAAGCUGGUGGCCAUUACGGGUGAGGGCAAACUGAGCAGCCCCCCCUUGUCCCCCCUCCCCACCUGGGGAGCUGCUAGGAGUCACCUGCUGUCUGCGGCCCGGCCUCUGUGAGCCACAGUCUGACACGUGCCCUGUGCACACACAGCGACACGCCUGGACAUGCGCGCACACGCCUGGACAUGUGCACAGCGACACGCCUCGACACACGCACACGCCUGGACAUGUGCACAGCGACACGCCUCGACAUGCGCACACACGCCUGGACACGUGCACAGCGACACACCUGGACACGCACAUGCCUGGACACGUGCACAGCGACACGCCUCGACAUGCGCACACACGCCUGGACACGUGCACAGCGACACACCUGGACUCAUGUACAGUGACACGCUUCUACAUACACACACAGCGACACACCUGUACACACACACGCCUCUUCACAUGCACAGUGACCCCUAUGCACGCACGGUGAUGCCUGGACACAUGUACACACACAGUGACACGCCUGUACAUACACACACAGCAACACACCUCUACGUACACACACACGCCUCUUCACAGGCACAGUAACACCUGUACACACACACACACACAGCGACAGGCCUGUACACACACACACGCCUCUUCACAUGUACCGUGGCACCCCAUUCACGCACAGCGACACGCCUGUACGCCCCACGCACACAGCGGCGCAUGUGCACACAGACAGGGACACGCCUAUGCACACACAGCGAUGCUCCCUGCACGCACAGUGACACACACACACGCACACACGGAGUGGGGCGGCACCGAACGACGCUCCCCCAUACCCUCGCUGCGACACGCCCAGCGCGACAACUGCCCCUGCAGGGCUCUGCGCCAGCCAUCCCCUCGCUCUGCGUGGGAGCCGUGUCCCUCUCCUCCGCCCCGGGGGCUCGGCUGGACCCCUGGCCCUGCGGCCCCCAGCGAUACUGCAUGGGGUGGCAGCAUCGGUCACAAUCCCCCCACACCCCUCCCUCCCGCAGACAUCCGACCCCCCCGUCCAGUGACGUGUGCGCCCCCAGCCCCCCUCUACGCACAUCUCCCCUCCGGCCCUGCCUGCCGGGGGGGGGUCCAUCCACCAGCCCAGGGCCAGGCUGGGGGCGCUCGCUCUGUGUGCCCCACUGUCCCAGCCCCUGGGGGGGCUCUUUCUUGCGGGGCUGCCUCAUGGGGGCUGUGUUCACUCCUGGGGGGGGUCCUGCCAGGGUGGAGAAUGGGGAUGAAUGGCCCCUGCCGGCCUGGGCUCAACUCUUGGCAUCUCCCCUGCCCCCUCCAUGGGCCUGUCCUUUCCCCCCUGCCGGGCUGGCUCUGCUGCCAGCUGCUCCAUGGUGCCCACGGUGCAUCUCCUCCCGGGGGGCAAUGCUGGCUGGGGGGCAGGAACGGCCUGGCUGCCCUUGUGCCUUGGCUGGACAGUGUGACUGGCCGUUAGCCGGCGCGGGGGCCAUUCCCUGUGCCCGGGGCCGGGGCAGGGAGCCCCGCCGGGGCGGCUGCACGGAUGCUGCUGUAGCGACAGACGUAUUUAUUGACUUUGCUGACAAAGUUUCUUCCUCCCUUGUCCCCCCUUGUCCCCUCCCCCGUCCUUGGUCCCCCCGCCCCUCCCGCUGCGCUCUGAGUUUGGGUCUGGAGUUGCUCUGGUGUGGACGAGCCAUGUGCCUGAGAAGCAAUAAAGGCCCUGAGCAGCCC
Chelonia mydas (Green sea turtle) is the source of this 13340-nucleotide messenger RNA. RefSeq names its product striated muscle enriched protein kinase (gene SPEG). Gene Ontology annotation, molecular function: ATP binding; protein binding; protein kinase activity. The coding region runs from base 1 to 10491 and encodes 3496 amino acids. NCBI's taxonomy places the organism in Eukaryota, Metazoa, Chordata, Testudines, Cheloniidae. The record is from RefSeq and is a predicted model, not a curated record. The transcript is spliced from 41 exons. Gene Ontology annotation, biological process: protein phosphorylation; muscle cell differentiation.